Messenger RNA from Plodia interpunctella (Indianmeal moth), 912 nucleotides. RefSeq lists its product as uncharacterized. The record is from RefSeq and is a predicted model, not a curated record. The transcript has 3 exons. Bases 155 to 826 code for a protein of 223 amino acids. NCBI's taxonomy places the organism in Eukaryota, Metazoa, Arthropoda, Insecta, Lepidoptera, Pyralidae. Gene Ontology annotation, biological process: protein import into mitochondrial matrix. Gene Ontology annotation, cellular component: TIM23 mitochondrial import inner membrane translocase complex.
CACUAGCUAGUGUCAACUACAAAAUUAUCAUCUCAAGAAUCAAGAUUUGUACGGCACUGAUUACCUACCAAAUAAAAGUAUAUUUUUGUUACCUAUUUAUAAUUACAAUAAUUAUAAUCUAGUCUACCUGAUAAUACUUCCGUAGCGUAUAAAUAUGACAAUUAUAUCAAAACUCGUUCCUACUCUGCGUUUGUCUAAAACAGUCUGUAUAGUUCAGAGUUCUGUGUUGUUACCGAAUUUUCGGUUUAAUCGUCAUUAUUCAACAGAGAAAGGUAGUGGUUUGACAAAAAGCGAAGAAAGAGCUGACGUUUCCACUGAUGUUCGUCCACUAGGUGAAAAAGUUAAGGAAGCCACUAAAACAGUAUCAUAUACUGGGGUGAUUUUGCUGGGAGUUGGUGUCACCGGGAUUAUUUUUUAUUACGUAUUUAGGGAACUUUUUUCUAGUAACAGUGCUAACAGCAUAUACUCCGUUGCUCUAGAGAAAUGCAAAAAUGAUCCACGAGUGGAAGAUGCACUUGGAGCACCAAUAAAAGGUUAUGGUGAGGAGACUACUAGAAGAAGACGCACACAUGUCAGCCAUGCUGUGUAUGAAAAGGCAGGAGUCAAACAUAUGAGGAUGAGAUUUUACAUCAAAGGGAUUAGGAACAAAGCUAUUGUGGAACUUGAUAUGAAACAGAAUCAAUAUGGUAAUUAUAUGUGCAGAUAUUUGUUGGUUCAGCUUGAUGAUUAUAGUAACAAAACUUUUAUCAUAGAAGAUAACCGAGCUGAGCUUGAUCAUGGCAAACCAGAUGCAGGAGGAUUCCCGACACUCACUUUAACUCAGUGAAAAAUAAAUAUGGUGUCUAAGUCAUUAAAUAGUGUAAAUAUAGAUUAAAAAUAGUGUUGUUGUUAUAUAAAUAAAAAUGCAUUUUA